AUGGGAGGCAGCAACUUCUCCGAGGGGGUCUAUGUCGAUUAUCGUCGGUUUGACAAAGAGCGUAUCAACCCCCGGUAUGAAUUUGGAUUUGGACUGAGCUACACUUCUUUCCGCUACUCCCGCCUCAGGAUCAAGCGCCAUCAGUCACGCCCUAGGAAGUAUCCAGGGGGUGUAGUGGUUCCGGGAGGACAGGAUGACCUUUGGGAUAUAGUCGCAACAGUAACGUGUGAGGUACAGAAUACGGGAUCGGUUGCCGGUGCCGAAGCGGCUCAAUUGUACGUGGGUAUCCCAGGGGCGCCGGUUAGGCAGCUCCGCGGGUUUCAGAAGCCUGAAAUUCGGCCCGGAAAGACAGCCAAGGUGACAUUCAAUCUAACACGACGCGAUCUCAGUGUCUGGGAUCCGGCGGCGCAGAAGUGGCUCCUUCAGCCUGGUGACUACUCGGUGUGGGUUGGGUCCAGCAGCCGGAAGCUCCCUCUGCAAGGUGUCUUGCAUUUGUGACCAUG
This is a messenger RNA of Aspergillus versicolor CBS 583.65, 503 nucleotides long. RefSeq lists its product as uncharacterized. The transcript is spliced from 2 exons. NCBI's taxonomy places the organism in Eukaryota, Fungi, Ascomycota, Eurotiomycetes, Eurotiales, Aspergillaceae. The record is from RefSeq and is a predicted model, not a curated record. Bases 1 to 498 code for a protein of 165 amino acids. Gene Ontology annotation, molecular function: beta-glucosidase activity. Gene Ontology annotation, biological process: glucan catabolic process.